Messenger RNA from Closterium sp. NIES-67, 2140 nucleotides. The record is from the annotation of a GenBank genome assembly. NCBI's taxonomy places the organism in Eukaryota, Viridiplantae, Streptophyta, Zygnematophyceae, Desmidiales, Closteriaceae.
GAACAACGCCACCGAGAUUCCCCCCACUACCAAGUUCCACACGCACACGCCUCAGUCACACUCCGACCAAGCCGAGACUGACAAACUGCGUCUGCAAAACUUUAGUACGACCCACCCCUAAGGCAGACGCGUCUGUAGCUUCCCUCGUCGGUGCUUCUUCGCUACAAGCAGUACACGAGAAUUUCGAAGCAGAAGCGAGAGUAGUAGGGGGUUUAAUUUGCUCUACCUUCCCUUUCCCGUUUUCCCGUGUGGUGAGGUGGCAACUGUCGCGCCGCCAGAUCUUUGGAUGGGGUCGUAGUUUCCUUUCAGCUCGCCCCGGCUAUAUAACCGAGAGGGCUUUUUUUUCUCCUCAGCACGAUUGUGCGUGGCAAUUUCAACUUGACGAGUCGUCAAUUGGUCUCCGUUCCCUCAAUCGAUCCCCGCUUAGUUAGUUAGGUUCCGUUAAGUACCCGAUUGUCGCUCAAUUUUACCCAACUUGCCAUAAACUGACGGAAUUGCGUCGUACACUGCGACAAGCAGCCGUUCGUGUCUUAUGCGUGUGUGGAUCAGUGGCGUCAGCGCGGCAAUAAGCGAGGGGAACAGCAACAGCGGAACCGCGCACUCAACUGGAGUGUAGAUUACGCGUUAACUGGAGCAGUACUGCAGAAAGCGGCGCGUCCGCCAUGCCUAUGCUCAAAGUGCAGAAGCUCUACGACGCGUGCAAGGCAGCCUUCUCCCAUGGCGGGCCCGUGCCGUCUCGUCAGCCGCUGCAGCGCGUUCGCGAUAUCCUAGAGUCCAUUGUGGCAGCUGACGUGGGGCUCGACGAGGUCACCGCCUGCUGCGAGAACCGCAACGCCGCGAGCUACGCCGCCACUCACGCCGCCACGGCCGCGACAGUCAGGCGCUCCGCGCAGGGCGACGGCCCGGAGGCACGCGGCGGUUCGAACGAGCGGAACGACGGCGGCGCUGGGAGUUCCGAUGAUGGGCGGAACGGGGGGGGCGGAAAUGCUAGAGGCGCGGAAGCGGCGCACGGUGGCGCAGCAGCUGCGCGGGAGUUCUCCCCCCCAAUCACGUACCUGCACCUAUACGAGUGUGACGACUUCUCUAUCGGUAUUUUCUGCAUCCCAGCGUCGGCGACCAUACCCUUGCACAACCACCCGGGAAUGACGGUGCUGUCGAAGCUGCUGUUCGGGUGCAUGCACGUCCGGUCGUUCGACUGGGCCGUCCCUACUGAACCCUCCACUGACCCCUACCAACCGCGCCUGGCGGAGCUAGUCGAGGACGACGUGGUAUCAGCGCCCUGCCCCCCCGACAUCCUCUUCCCCACCAGCGGGGGCAACAUCCACUCCUUCACCGCGCUCUCCCCCUGCGCCGUGCUCGACGUGCUCGCGCCGCCCUAUAACGCGGAUGCGGGGCGCCACUGCACGUACUUCCGGGAGCUCCCUCCCGCGUGCUUCCCAGCGCUGGAGAGCACGGAGGGGCUGAGGGAGGGCGUGGAGUACGGGUGGCUCGAGGAGUUCCAGCCGCCUGACAGCUUCGUCGUGCGCCGGGGGAACUAUCGAGGACCCAUGGUGGUUGACAGAAAGAGGUUGCUGCAGCAGCAGCGGAUGGUGAAGCAGCAGCUUCACCAGGAGCAGCAGAGGCAGCACCAGCAGCAGCAGCAAGACAUUCAGCAGCAGCAGCAGCAGCAGCAGCACAUGAUGGCGGAUUCAGGGUCUAGCAUUCUGGUAGUGCCAACGGGAACAUCGCAAUCCCACAGCAUGAAGCGGUGUGUGGCGCAAGUGCAGGAGGCGGAGGGCGGCAGCGACCAUCAGGCGGCCAUGGAUCGGCACCACCGCCACCGUGCUGCCUCCACAACAUCUCGCCCAUGAUGACUCUCUGCAACCCUGAAUCAGGAUUUCAUUCGACGGGAAUCGGCGUAGUGGUGGUGACGGUCAUGCCUUUUUGCCGUGCCUUUCAGGGCUGUGCUUUUAUGGCAGUUUUCGCGGCUUAUCUUCGUCGCUGUGCUGUUUUAUGUACAAACCUUAUGGCAGUUUUUGUGGUUUAUCUUCAUUCUUUACAAACAGUUGAUGUACCGGUACAAGGGUCCGGGUGGGGUAGGUUGUGAGCUUGGCACAUUUACUUGUGGGAAGAGGUUGUGGCCUGAAUACUGUUGCUAGCA